Molecule: messenger RNA, 1224 nt
Organism: Ramularia collo-cygni
Lineage: Eukaryota; Fungi; Ascomycota; Dothideomycetes; Mycosphaerellales; Mycosphaerellaceae
Exons: 5
Coding region: 1-1224 (407 amino acids)
Cellular component (GO): RNA polymerase II transcription regulator complex
Molecular function (GO): transcription cis-regulatory region binding; DNA-binding transcription activator activity, RNA polymerase II-specific
Source: RefSeq, a predicted model, not a curated record
AUGAAUCUGCAGCGACCUCUGGCUGCAGAAGGUAGUGUUUCUGCAGGUAGCCAAGGCGAGGGUGACUUCAACCCGAUUGUCCAACCAGUCGUCUUGACAGGAAAGAAGAGGCCGGGUCCGAAACGAGAUAGCAAGCCAGCGCCAUCCGAAAAGCUCGAGAGAAAUCGGCAAGCACAGAGAACUCACCGAGAGAGGAAAGAGCAAUACACCAAAGAUCUAGAACUAGAGCUUUCCAGGCUUCGCGAACUGUUCGUGAACACGGCUCGAGAACGAGAUGCAGCGCACCAGGAGAGAGAUGAAGCUCUCAAAGCCCGAGACCACCUUCUUGAGGAGAAUAGAAGACUCAAAAACGCGCUCCAAAUGUCUUCCUCUACAGCGGGUACCGACUCUGGAUAUGAUGGUAUUACCAUGUCCGGUACGAGCACACGGACUAACAGUAUCUCCUUCUCAGGCGGACUGUCAACCAACCUCUCACAGUCAGUACUCCCUGGGGCAGGCUUCGUGAACGAGCAGCAGCAACCAAAAAUGAAUAUAUGGGAGCUCAGCGAGACUCGUGGCUUUGCCUCUGACGGGCCACUCCAGACCACACCGCCGAUCAAGACAGAAUUCAGAGAAGGUUCAGCUCAGUCGUCAGCCGGUUCUCUCAUGCCAAGUCAGCCUUCAGCUGCCGUCGAGAUCGACUACGACGAGCUCGCCCUAGAUUUUGUGCUUACCCUCGAACGGCCAUGCAUGGGACACUUACAGUAUCUUACAGUCCGCGCUCACAACUUCCCGCAAUGUCCACAAUCGGAGAUGCCUGGCCAACCCAUGGAAGUACCGGAUGAUGGAGAGAAUCAGCACAUUUCUGGCCAUGCGCUGAUGGCUACAGCGCCUCCUUAUAGUCACAUAAUGGACCAUCCGGCCGAUCGAUAUCCCAACGAGCUUCCGCAAGUACAAAGGGAGGAUCUUCUGCGCCUGCUGAACCUUAGCUCGCAACUGCAGGUCACGGAGGCGGAACUUCCGCCCGUCAAGGCUUGGAUUAGAGUCAUGCAAGAUGAGCGAUUCAAAAUGUUGAGUGCAGAAAAUUUCGCAAGAUUGAAAGCUACGCUUGCCAGGAAGGUGCAUUGCUAUCGAUUCGGUGCAGUCCUCGAAGAGCAAGAUAUAGCGGAUGCAAUGCAGGCGAUUCUCAACGUAGGGAAUGGGCCUUUCAAUGUACUCCCCGCAGCUGGACCGGCGCUUGCGUGA